CAACAUGCGUUUCUUAUUAUCAUACGUGACAUCUAAUACCAACAUGCUGACAUUGGAUUCUGCACUGAAACGAAUAACGCAGCUGCCACGUAGUUUACACCAUAAGACCCCUCUCCCUAUCUGCUUCAGUAAAUAUAGGACUUACGUCGAGCGCACACCUUACGUCAGUACCUACCUAUGUAGGGUAUCAGUUUACUGAUUAGCAAUAAAACAUCAAUCAUUUAUUUGUCCAAUUUCAAGCCUCCAUAAUAUCAGCACCAUUAUCUCCUACCCUUGGCAGCUUCUGAUAUAAUGGCCCUUUCCAAGGCCUAACCUAGGCACUGCACAGGACCUUUUUAAGAAAUACGAUGCCUAAAAGUGAGAGCAACGAAUUCGGUGAAUUACAAGAAUAGGCAUCCGAUCGACACUUCUCUCGACCGGUCAGAGUUUGAUCGGCAGUCCAAAGGAUCGAAACGACAAAAAGCCGUACGUAAGACUAAUCGGAUGCAGGAACCCAAGAUAUUUUCAGCCUAGCACAGCGGCUGUGCAGGGGGGCAUUGCAUUCAACCUCACGGAGUGGUUAUUUAUAACAUAUAAUCUGCCUAUAUUCUAGUAAAUCGAAUUCUUCGGGAAGGUACCUAUUUAAGGCCGUAGCAAUAAUAGACUGUUAAACGCCAGAUACGAAUUUUCAAAUGGCCGACAAAGGCAAAACAACCGCUGCCGAGGGGGUCGAGGAACCGCCCGCAUAUACUGAAAGCACAUCAGCAAACCCUACUCACACAGAUGAUGCGCCCCCUGGAUAUGAAGAGGGCCAAACGUCAACAGUACCGCCGAUUUCGGCAUCGCCCAUCUACUGCACCAUCCCCAAGGUCGUAGGGGCGUACUACCAAGCCAACCUCUCGGGGUUUAAAGUGUUCCACAUCGGCGCAAGCGAAAACGAGCUCCUCUUCGCCGUCGAGGUGCACAUGGGGUACAGCAUGAGCGGGCCGCUCGGCGUGCGGCCGGGGAUCCACCUGCACAACGGGCCGACAACCAAGGACCCGAUGCUCGCCGCGACCAGUGAAGAGACGGCACUGUCCGCGUCGAUGUACAGCAUGAACAACAACAGCAUCAUCUACAUGCCGCCGCCGCUCCUUGAUCGCCCCGGCGCGAGCACCAGCAGCAUGGUCACAGAGAUGAUGCGCGCGCGCACCACGAGCGACAACGGCGUCGCGUUCUCGUUCUCGAUUGAGGUCGGGGAUGCGGAGAAGACGCGCAGGGAGAAGUUCGAGUGGAAGAAGAUCACGAAGAAGGAUAAGCAUGCGGGGGCUGCUCAGGGGGGGUACAAGCUCCUGCGGCUUGCUACGGGGUCUUCUUCCCCACAGGGCGAGAGUAGUAGUAGCAGUCUAGCCGCUACUUCCUCGGCUGCAUCCACUGCUGCCGCGUCGGAGGAUGGCGGUUACGAGGUCGUGGCGUUGCUGGCGUGGACGAAGACGAUAUCGAAUCUCAUGCACCCCUUCACUAUCGAGAGGAAGGGCAGUGGGGCGGCGGAUGUGCUGGGGCAGAGAUGGGCGCUUAUGGUUAUUAUCACGGCCUUAAGGAUCUGGAUGCUGCGGGUUAAUGGCAAGACGAAAAGAGUGGUUAUUGCUGCAGGGGAAAAGGUCAGGGGCAAGGCGGCUCAGGAGUAGUACGACACAAUAUUAUGCCCGGUACUUGCAAUAUCGUAGGUAAUUUCAACGUUUCAAAAAUGUAAAUAUAAGACCACAUAACCUCAAGCUAGAUGUUUCCUUCCCCCUAAACUUCAAAAUUGACUUCAGCACCAGUUUCAGUGUGGACACAGGCAAUAGCAACCUAACUCUUACUGAACUGCUCAAGCAUUGCGGGUUGUGAAAUCUUCUCAACCUUGAAUUCAACCCUACAAAGGCGUAAAACCGAACUGAUCGCAGCCAGGCGGAAGAGUGUCAAGGGCGUGCCGAAGACGACAACAGCUAGGAAGUGCUAGGCAAAGAACGUGACCUUCGAACCCAUUGUGGCGUAGAAGGAAGGCUUCAGACUUCUGCAAGCCCAGCUGACAGACUCCAUCUACCUAAAAUAGACGCCUCACUGGAGCGAA
Hypoxylon fragiforme is the source of this 2071-nucleotide messenger RNA. RefSeq lists its product as uncharacterized. NCBI's taxonomy places the organism in Eukaryota, Fungi, Ascomycota, Sordariomycetes, Xylariales, Hypoxylaceae. The transcript has 3 exons. The record is from RefSeq and is a predicted model, not a curated record. Bases 672 to 1646 code for a protein of 324 amino acids.